CCCCCCCCCUUCCCCCUCUGUCUCCCUCCCCCUUUCUUUUACUACAGGCCAAGUCUUUGUACAUCGAUUGAAAUUCGCUAUAUUCUCUUCACUAUUCUCCUCAUACAUCACCGCGGGGAAGGUCAUUUUGAAGGUCGCGUGCCCAUCUGCGCUUGGCCGUUCUUUUCCUCUUUCUUUUCUUUCUGCCAAUCUGCUGGCCAGAUCAAUAUAGCUUUAUCUCCAAUUCCUUUUAGCUUCUCUACCAAUCGUCUAAUUCUAUCGCCUACUAUACUCGGCCACCAUGAACGUCAACAGAAAGUUUGAUCGCUUCAAGCAAUGGGCGGGAGAGAGGAUGGGUGGUGAGGUCAAAACCAAUCUCUCGGAUGAUUUCAAAGCCAUGGAGACAGAAAUGGGCGUGCGGAACGAGGGUCUUGAUCGCCUUCAUAAGUCCAUGAUUGCCUACGUCAAAGCCGUCUCGAAGCGCAGCGAAGGCGAUGACAAAGAGAAGACAUUGCCCGUCGGUCAUUUGGGCACUAGCAUGGUCAGCCAUGGCGAGGACUAUGACGCCAAUUCCGAGUACGGCCGUUGCCUGACAAAGUUCGGACGGACAGAGGAGCGCAUUGCUCGCCUCCAGGAGUCGUAUAUCGCAGAGGCGAACUCAAGCUGGCUUGAGUCCCUGGACCGGUCCUUGGCGCAGAUGAAGCAGUACCAGAAUGCCCGCAGGAAACUCGACAGCCGGCGGUUGGCUUUUGACACUUCACUGUCCAAAAUGCAGAAGGCAAAGAAGGAGGAUUUUCGCGCAGAGGAAGAACUUCGAACCCAAAAGGCUAAAUAUGAGGAGGCCAACGAUGAUGUAUACCGGCGGAUGCAGGACAUCAAAGAAAGUGAAGUAGAGAGUAUUGCAGAUUUGGAAACAUUUUUGGAAGCGCAAUUGAACUACCACGAGAAGUGCAGAGAAGUGCUUCUCCAACUCAAGAAUGAUUGGCCUGGCCGGCAAUCUCAGAUACAAAGCUCGAGUGGCCGGCGCCCUGGCCGUGCCCGUGCUAGCACAGCCCAUUCGUAUCAGGAGCGCUACGAACCCCUGCAUGAGGAACUUAGUAACUCAGCAGAUCUGCGCCCCAUUAUUCGGUCAAACAGGUCUCCGUCCGAUGUGGAGGACCCGAGAGAAGUCUAUGCCCCAGAGCCUGUACCGCAGAGACCUUUCCUCAAUAGGACUUCAACGUUCGAAAGUCCAGCACAAUUACGACAGGAACAAGCAUACAGCCCAGGUCCUCGACCAUAUAGAGUGCCUAGCGAGAAUUUUAUUACCGGCAGGAACAGUGUUCUGACUCGGAUGGCCGCCGAUCCGUCUGAGGACACCAGCUCGCGAUCUGGCACUAGCCCCGAUAGAAUGUACCAGGGACGGUCUGAUUCCCCGGUAUCAUCAUUCGGGGGUGUCACGAGAAGAAGCAGUUCGACUACAUUGAACGGGGCUGCGGUACAGAAAAAGGCACCUCCACCCCCUCCACCUUCGCGCGCGAAGAAGCCGCCACCGCCGCCACCGCCUAUGAAAAAGCCUAUACUCAGUGCUGGCGAGGCAUAGGCUCGCCUUACCAUUAAUCAUCCCUAGGAUUUCUGGGGGUUUGUGGUGGAUAGAUCAAAAUGGGGUGUCAUGGCAUUUUUUUUCAUCUUGCGAGGCUUUUGAGAUCAUAGCUACUAUCUGCUUGCCUGCGGUGAGUGGCAGUAGAUGAUCAGUUUACUAUUGAUGAUAGUCAUUGGCGUGUAGUAGUAUGCGGCAGCAUUUGUAUUUGUAAUCGUGCAGAGAUGCUCUCAAUAUGGUUUUGUUUAUAUUCAGAAUGAACCAUGUUCUCCACUGAUGCAUAAAUAUCUUCUGCGUAUAUAUAAAUUCAUCUCGUCGACGUGUCGAAGUUCUAGUAUACAGAUAUGAGCAGGUAACGAUUUGAUGUAAUGGGGGGGUUGAGUCUAUGUGGGAUCUGAUGGAAUUAAGAAGGGUGUUAUAAAUAUAUCUCUGUUGGUCUCGAUAUCCAUUCACCUCCAAAGACCC
Aspergillus pseudonomiae is the source of this 2023-nucleotide messenger RNA. Its product is annotated as BAR domain protein. The transcript has 5 exons. Lineage: Eukaryota; Fungi; Ascomycota; Eurotiomycetes; Eurotiales; Aspergillaceae. The record is from RefSeq and is a predicted model, not a curated record. Gene Ontology annotation, cellular component: cytoplasm. The coding region runs from base 281 to 1561 and encodes 426 amino acids. Gene Ontology annotation, molecular function: protein binding.